AAAUAGAAACAAGACAACACGAAUGGCGACUUGUGAUCGAUGGCGCCUGCUUGUUUUUCAGUUUCUGUGUAUAUCUUGUUCGUUGAGGGUAACCCUGUCAGCGAACAAGCUACUACUUCUACUCGUGGACGGCAUGAGAUGGGAUUACGCCGACAGAGAGAACCUACCUGCCUUCAAACAGAUAGAAAUACAAGGUGCCCGCGCGACGAAAAUGCGACCCAAUUUUCCGAGCUCAUCUUAUCCCAAUUAUUAUUCCAUUAUGACAGGUUUACAUUGUGAGAACCAUGGCAUGGUAUCCAACUUCAUGUAUGAUUUAGUCAAAAAUGAAACAUUUGACAUUGGCAACAACCCAGAGUCUUAUGAUUCAUUCUGGUGGGAAGAUGCUGAACCAUUAUGGAUUGGCGUUGAGAGACAGGGCAAGAAAAGUUUUCUUUUAUCCUGGCCAACAUGUAAUGUCACCAUACAUCAGUACAAACCCUCCGUGUGUAGGGAGUGGUCACAAGAACCUUUACAAAAUGGCGCCAGCCUGAAAGAAGACCUUAAGGAGGCUGUAGCUUCACUGAGGAAUAAUUCAGCAGAUUUUGUGGGUGUGUAUUAUGGUUCAAUUGACCAUUUUGGACAUCUGUACGGCCCUGAUGGGAGGGAGUUAAACACCGCCUUACGGGAGUUAGAUGGUGCAGUAGCUGAACUUUUGAACAUCACAAGUGACAUGAGGGAAAAUUUGAAUAUUAUCAUACUGGCAGAUCACGGUAUGACUUUGGUUGGUGAGGUUGUUAACUUGACCCAGAGGAUGGACUUGAGUGACCUGGAUAGUUUUCCCAUCAAGGGCUCAUUAAACAAUGGUGCAAAUGUAGAACUAUGGCCAGCAAUCGAUGCAGCUGAGUUAGUGAACAAGUUAAACAAUGCAUCAUGGGGGGAGAGAAAUUUUACAGCUUACCUGAAAAAGGAUAUUCCAAAGCGUUUCUUUUAUAACAAUCACAGCAGGAUUGCUCCAGUAGUUGUCAUGGCAGAUAUUGGCAACCAUAUGACAACGUUUGCAUCUCCGAAUAUGCUGACUUUUAAUGACACAGAUGAACAUAAUAAAACUGUUGUUCACAAUUGGAGAGGUCAACAUGGCUAUGACAAUACAGAAAAUGACAUGCAUGCCAUAUUUUAUGCCAUAGGACCUAAUUUUAACGCCAACUCUAAAGUGGACCUCAUCAAUAACACAGACGUGUAUCAAGUAAUGUGUAAGAUACUUGGGAUAGAAGCAGCAGCUAAUAAUGGAUCCUGGGAAGCUAUGAGUACCUUGACCAUGUUUGACCAGCCGAAUACAUCAACGACUACAUCAGCAUCGCCACCUGAGACUACAUCUUCAUCAACAUCUUCAACUUUGUCUCCAACUGCACAGCCACAGAGUGGUGGAGUCAACGCUGGCUUUGUAAUAUUAGGACUGUUGAUUGUGGUGGGGCUGGUUAUUGUAGGAGUGUGUAUUUGGAAAAGGAACAUUUUUGGCAUCUGUGGGCGUAGUAAUUUCCAACUUCUGUGAUAAGUAUUUACAUUGAUUGGUGUCUAUGGGUGCAUUCAGAACUUUCCUAACUUAACCCCAAUAGGACAGUCCUUGCACAUAUACAGUUUUUGCUUACCCCAAAAGCCAAGACCUGCAUCUAUGCAUAUCUUGGAAAUAUUGGUGUUUUGUUCUUUUUUGAUUUGUGUUUUCAGAAAAAAUACCACAAUGAUAUUCAAUAUAUUCAAAAUGUUUUAUGUCUUGCCUCUUGUUUGAGCUAUUUUUGGAAAAUGGAGUGAGAAAACAAAAUUUUAUAGGUGCUUGAGAGAAAAAAUAGAGGCAUUUCACUGCCUCAUACACUUGUAGAUUCUGGAUACAACUAAAACAGAAAUAUGCUGAUUUCUUUAGUACAAAGAUAACAAAUAUAGCAUCAUUAUCAUGAAGAAUUCCCAAGCAGAGAUGCGAAGAAAUUUGAAAUAUUUGUACAUUGUUUUAUGCAGUUUUUCAUUUUCCGAACCAGCUAUCAAAUAUGAAUUCCAUUUUGAUAAGUCAGUAAUUCUGACAGGUUUUCUCAAAUUUAGUAAAAAAGGCAGUUAGUGGACCUCUGUUAGACUUUAUCUGUGUUCAGUCAGUAUGUUUUAACAUAUGUACAUUUGCCUAUAUUUCCCAGCACACUGCACCCUGAGAUUCUGAAUCUACAUCUGCAC
Molecule: messenger RNA, 2193 nt
Organism: Lingula anatina
Lineage: Eukaryota; Metazoa; Brachiopoda; Lingulata; Lingulida; Lingulidae
Product: glycerophosphocholine cholinephosphodiesterase ENPP6-like
Source: RefSeq, a predicted model, not a curated record